Molecule: messenger RNA, 1502 nt
Organism: Doryrhamphus excisus (bluestripe pipefish)
Lineage: Eukaryota; Metazoa; Chordata; Actinopteri; Syngnathiformes; Syngnathidae
Source: RefSeq, a predicted model, not a curated record
GAUGGAAUUUAGGGAAAGAAAUUGACUUUUUUUGUGACAUGCUAACGUCUUGGAAUAGAACAUUUUCAAUUUAUUUGUAAAUGAUCUUCAGGAUGGUUUGAUAGAUGGUCUAGUGAUGGUCAACAGAAGCUUUCUGAAGCUUGUAUUGAAAAGGGGCUCAUUAUUUGAGUUAGUUAAGUUAGUUGAGUUAGCAACUUCUGCUGGAUAUAUGUGAAUAUAUGUCUACAUUGGGCAAGUACUUCAUCAAAUAUUUUUUUGGGGUGACAGAAAUAAUGUUUUUUGGAAGGAUGGGUGGCUAUAUGAUGAAUCAAUCACCAAUCAAACUUUUCUUGUUUAAACAUACGCCAUUGUGUGGUCUUCUUUUGCUAGCCAUUGUGACUUGUUGACAUUUAACAUAACAGAAUAACAAAAAUAAACAUACAUAGUAAUGUACAACACUAUUGUGUAUUAGCUCAUUUGUGCUGUGAGGUCCCUGCCUCCAUGGGCCCCAUAUGUGAUCAACCAGCGGGCAGGCAUAAUUCUAUAUAAUACCACAUUAUAACUAAUAUUUCAGGUGUAUUUCUCGGACCUGGGAGAAGAAGUUCUUAAGAACAAGUAGCUUGGAGAGCAGAGGGUCUUCCAUUGUCCACCACCAGUAACGAAGCUUGCAAACUCUAUGAUGCAAGUCUAACUCAAUUCGUGACGUGGCGCAACAUUGAAAGCGUUGGAGGAUUAGAGGGAUGCGUUUCUGCUAUCAAGAUGGCUGAUCCUUAUUUUGUGAUGGGGCAUGUGGUAAGUGCAGGUGUGGAACUAGUGGGAACAAGCACCUCCCCCCGCCUGGAUGAACGCCUGGCCAGGAUUGUGAGGACGGCCUUGGAGCUGGCCAAAAAUCAAAACAUCACACAGCGAGAGAUGCUCCACGUCAAAGCCUUGGAGUUAUUCGCACAAGGGAAUAUUCCCAAGGCGUCUGAUGUUUGGGAAGAUAUCCUGAUUGAACAUCCCACAGACUUGCUUGCCCUCGCCUUUGCCAAUAGCGGCUACUAUUUCACAGGAUCCUUUAACCGGAUGAGAGACUCGAUUGCUCGAGUGCUGCCUCACUGGAAGCCACAUAUCCCUUUGUCCAGAUACCUGAAAGGAAUGUAUGCCUUUGGUCUGGUGGAGACUCAAUGCUACGACCAGUCGGAGAAAUUUGCGAUGGAGGGCCUUGCUUUGGUUCCAGAUGAUGCGUGGUCCAUCCAUUCUCUGGCUCAUGUCUAUGAGAUGAAAGUAGAGCUGGACAAGGGCUUGAAGUUCAUGGAGAGCAGAGAGAAAGACUGGCAGGUAUCUGAUAGGCUGGCCGGUCAUAAUUAUUGCCACUGGUCACAGUACUUCAUCGAGAAGGGGCAAUAUGAGGCCGCACUGCACAUGUUUGAUACUGAGGUUAGUUUAUUUACACAUGUACACAUGAAUGCAUGUACCGGGCGUGUGCAAAUUCCCUGGAUGAUAGUUUGCCCUUUGAAUUUAGUUUAAUAAUGUAACCGAGA